This is a messenger RNA of Penicillium brasilianum, 2320 nucleotides long. Lineage: Eukaryota; Fungi; Ascomycota; Eurotiomycetes; Eurotiales; Aspergillaceae. The record is from the annotation of a GenBank genome assembly.
CCGAGCCUAACGUCACUUUAUCACGUCUUGCGUGAUUCGGCCACGAUCAACGAUCAAUGGUAAAACUUCAGUAGGCUAAUUGAGUUUCGGUUUUUUUCAAGUGGCGCCUCCGCGUUUCUGAUCGCGCUAUUUUCUUGGAAGAAUUCAGACCCAACGGCAUUCGCCCCGUAUGCCUCGCGUUCCGGCAUUAGCCCGAAGCAGGCCAGCCAUUUGAUGUCGUUUCGGUCGACUCUGUUCCUUCCGCUGUGCAGUAGAAAUGCAACGCCACAGGCACCCGGUAGUUGCUGAAUCUUCCGAUCUGGCCCUGCCAUUACACACCUUCCUGUUCUCGCCGGGAGCUAUGACAACCUGCAGCAGAUCUAGCCGACUCGUGGCAUGUCCCCCUCAGUGGGUCAUCACAGAGAUAAAGGAAAUUUCCGUCUGCCACAGGAUGGCGUGCUAGAGGACUGCGAUGGCUUCUUCGCCAAAAUGUUUACCUUUAUAACACCGCGUUCGCAGUGGAGGAUAUUGCUUGUGAAUGCAGAUCUCAUAUCUAAUCCAAACUCUUCUUCAAGAUGGCAAUUGAGGAGACCAAGGAGGCCAUACCGGCCAACAAAGAGUAUGAUACAAAGGCUGUGCCUCAAGUCUCCUCGACUAGCGAUUCGGACUCGUCCUCAUCUUUGGGCGGUCGCCGAGGAGUCAUCAAGGACUGUGCCUUUGACACAACGGAGGACCCCAGGUACUACAAGCCUAUCCCAGAGUAUGAAGGCUAUCAUCGCUGGGAUCCGGAAUAUGAAUGGACCGAAGAGGAAGAAAAGGCUGUCGUGAAGAAGAUUGACUGGCGUAUCUGCACUUUCGCUUGUGUUACAUUUUUUGCCCUACAGCUUGAUCGUGGCAAUGUGGUUCAAGCAACAUCUGAUAACAUGCUGGGUGACCUGGGCAUGAACACAAAUGACUACAACACCGGUCAGACUAUUUUCCUGCUUUGUUUCCUAUUUGCGGAGCUGCCUUCGCAGUUAAUCUCCAAGUGGUUUGGACCCGACCGUUGGAUUCCAGUUCAAAUGGUUUCCUGGAGUUUGGUUGCCGCUUGCCAGGCAUUUGUCAAGAACCGCUCUACCUAUUUCGUUCUUCGAGCCUUGCUUGGUCUGCUCGAGGGUGGAUUCAUCCCCGAUACGAUCCUCUUCCUCUCCUUCUGGUAUAAGUCCAAGGAGCUCCCAAUUCGCCUCAGUUACUUCUGGGUUGCUUAUCAAGCAACAACAAUUGUAAGCGCCUUCCUAGCUUUCGGCUUCCUGCACAUCCGCCAAGCAGACGGUACGGGAGGCUGGCGAUAUCUAUUUGCCUUCGAAGGUUUGAUCACCGGUGUGAUCGGCAUUGUUGCUGCGUUCUGGAUGCCACCAUCCCCGACCCAGACCGCUGGCAGGUUCCGCGGUAAGGAGGGAUGGUUCACCGAACACGAGGAAAAAAUCAUGGUCAACCGUAUUCUCCGGGACGACCCUAGCAAGGGAGGUAUGCACAACCGCCAGGCUGUUACGCCUCGCAUGCUCUGGCAAGCCCUUAAGGACUACGACAUGUGGGUCAUUUACCUCCUCGGUCUGACCUGGAUGAUCGCAAAUGUUCCAGCAAGCAGCUACAUCAGUCUGCAGCUGAAGUCGUUGGGUUUCACUACCUUCCAAACCAACCUGCUCACUAUCCCUGCGGCGGUUAUCUUCAUCCUCAAUCUGCUGCUGUGGACUUGGAUCUCGGAGCGAUUCAAUCAGCGGCUGCUUCUUGGUGUUGGAAGCGAGAUCUGGGCUGUGGCUCUCCUCAUCGCUCUUGAAACGCUUCCCAACCAUGCCGGUCCUUGGACGCGAUGGACUCUGUUGACACUGUUGCUUGGCAUGCCUUACGUGCAUGCAAUCAUUGUGGCGAUCACGUCUCGAAAUGCCGGUACUGUUAGAACACGUACUGUUGCCACGGCAUUGUACAAUAUGAUGGUGCAAGUGAGCAACAUCAUUGGAAAUAACAUCUACCGUGCUAAUGACAAGCCAUACUAUCGUACCGGCAAUAAGGUGCUGAUCGCCAUUGCUGUAUGGAGUGCGGUGAUGUUUAUCAUUGCCAAGUACUACUAUGUGUGGCGCAACAAGAAAAACGCUGCCAUCUGGGACAACAUGACAAGCGAGGAAAGAGAACGCUAUGUUGUCGAGAACAAGCACCUCGGAAACAAAAGAGUUGAUUUCCGCUUCUUACAUUAAAAGUCAAGCUACGUAUGAUUAUGAUGUAGAAGUGAUCACGAUACUAUUGCAGGCUUAGAUAGGUACUCAUCAUAGAGCCAAAAUAAUAGAGAUGAACAUUCCAAUCCGAU